This is a messenger RNA of Hydra vulgaris (swiftwater hydra), 5709 nucleotides long. RefSeq lists its product as uncharacterized. Lineage: Eukaryota; Metazoa; Cnidaria; Hydrozoa; Anthoathecata; Hydridae. The record is from RefSeq and is a predicted model, not a curated record.
UAUUAUUUAGAGUAUAGUGGCGUUAAAAAAAAAUUUCAUUACCAUUACGGUAGUUAAAAUGUUAAAAUUAUUUGGUAUGAAUUUGUUCUGGCAAAAAAUAUGAGCAUUGAAAAGCUUGGAGCUCAAUCAUCUGCUGCUGUUUCUUCAGUUAUUAUUCCAACUUUUUUAAAUUCAGAUUCAGAGAGUGAAAAUGAAUGUGGCGAUGUAUAUGAAGAGUUAGUGUUUCAUCCAGUUUUAAACAAAGACAUUAAAACACCAGAAGAAACUAAAGAAUAUAAUUUUAAUACAAAUAAGGAUAGUGGGAUACUUGUUGAUAGUUGUUAUAAAUUCAAUGAAGAGCCAGACUGGAAUAUACAAGAUGACUAUCAGAAAAGUCACUUUUUUUCAAAUAAUGGAAUAUUGAUCAAUGAUUGUUAUGAAUUUGAUGAAGAAAAUGAAGCUCUUUCCACUCAAACUUCAAAGAGUUUUGAUUCUUCUAUAUGUGGAGAUAUUUCUUCUAUAUAUGGUAACUUGAAUUUUAAAGACUGUUUGAAAAAUUCAGACAUUCCAACAGAAUCAGAGCUUGAUAAAAUAAUUGAACAACUUCCGAAUUCAUAUAAAAAGAAUGAAAGUUUAUUUGAUGAUUCUGAUAAUCUUUAUGAAUCUAACAGUAGUGCUUCAUCUCUUCUUGAAAAACUUGAAUCUACGAUGGUUCAGUUAAAAAAAGAAAACAACAACAAGUUAGAAUUCUUAGGCGCUGCAGAAAAUUUUUUUACGAUAGAAUCCGAUUUUUUACAGGCAAUUCCACAAGAAAAAAAAAUUAACCUGACUGUUAUGGCUCGCUAUGGAAACAAUUGUUCUACAAAUACUGAUGAUUUGGAUGACGAUGAAGAUAUUGAAAAAAUGCGCCAAGAACUAAAACAAAAAAGUCAAAGCAUCAUUAAUUUAGGAAAAAAACAUGAAUCUCAAAUACCUUGCAGUUACAUUGAAGAAUCACAACAUUUGAAAAUAGAAAGUGAAAGUGAAAUUGAUUUUAGGAAUCGCAUUAGAGUUUCUGAACGUGAAUUUAUGUUGGGUGAUGUUGCGCAUAGUUUAGUUGAAAAAAAACAAGAUGUUAAUAUGAUCAAUACUGUUGAUAGCAUGCUGGAUGAGGUGAACCGUAUUAUGUGUGGAUUCGAUGAUCAUGUUUUCUUGAAUAACCAUAGUACACCUCAUUGUGAUGAUAAGAAUAGUCAGUUUAAAAAUACUCAUAAAGAUAUAUCGUCCAAUGAGUAUAUUUGUGACAUUGUUUCUAAGAAAACAGCGGAUUCUAAUAAUGUCAAUGAAAAAAGUAAAAACAAUGUUGUUAACAAUAAUAAUAAUGAAUAUAAAUUUAGGCAACACAAAAUGUGUAGCCCUAUUAUAGAAAUAAAAGAUAACGAUGAAGAUGGAAAUCAAAAAGUUUCACAAUCUGUGCACCCUGUGUUUGACUCAUGUAGUUACAUAGACUAUGAUAUGAAGACAGAAGUUAUUGACUGGUGUAAUAUUUUAGAUAAAGAUAGUUUUAGUGAAAAAAAAAAUGCUAGUCCAUUAAAAAGUGUUUAUAAUGAAGUGUUUGACAGCUUGUUUACAAAAUCGUUUUUUUCAGCUGAAGGAUCAUUAAAAAAUCUAAAACAUGAAGAAAAUAAAAUAAUGACUAAACCGAAAACUUCCAUAUUAAGUAAAAAAAAUAAAGAUACUCAAGGAACGAAAGAUGAAGAAAGGGUAUUUAAAAGUGAUACAAAUGGUGUUAGAGAAAUUAAUGAUUAUGAAAAAUCUUGUUUAUGUACAGAUAAUAAUGUAUCCUUUGGCUCAUUAGCACAGAGCUUUGAAAAGCAGGGAACUGAAGUAAGUGCAGCAAAAGUAAUUGAGACUUUGAAUCAUCUAGAGGUUUCAAACCAUCUGGAGGCUUCAAACCAUCUAGAGAAACCAAAUUAUCCAGAGAAUUCAAACCAUCUGCAGACUUUAAAGAAUCAAAAGAAUUCAAACCAUCUAGAGAUUUCAAACAAUUCAAAUAUUUCAAAGCUAAAACAUUGUACUGCAAACACUAUUUCCAACAAUAUAGCUGGAAGCAAGUGUUUAGAUUCAAGCAAGAGUUUAAAUCCACCAAUAGGAACCAAUAACUCUGUUCAGCUAAACGAAAAUGAUAAUUCUAAUCUGCUGAUUAAAAACAAUAGUUUUCAUUUACCAAUGGAGACUAAUAAAAAAAAGAAGAAAAAGAAAAAAAAAAGUGUUUUGUCAACAAACGGUUUACAUACAAACCAGCACAUUCUUGAAGAAGUUUCAGAGCUCAGAAGUCUUCUGUAUGAUCAGAGUGUGUCGCUUCAAGAAGGUUAUCCAUUUAUUCCAAGUACAAAUAAACAGAUUUUAACUUUAAAAAUUAGCUUAGAUUCACCUGGUGUCAUAAAGAUGAAUUGCCCUGAUUCAGUUUCCCCUGUUAUUAAUUCAUUAGCAAGUGAUAUUUAUAUUGGAUUAGUCACUUUGUUUCUCCUUUUAUUACAAGGUAGUAAGUGGGAGAUUACUUCACAAUUAACAGAAAUACCGUUUGAUGUUGUAUCUUUGUUUCAAGUAAAUUUAGAUGGUGAGCUUAUGCUGGUGGUUGGUAUAACAGAAAAUCAAAAUACAAAACAAAAAUUAAAAAAAAACAAACAUGGAACUUUUUUUCAUGCAGCAACUCAUUUUUUGAAUGUAACAGACUUGGAACAAAUUUUAAAAAAGAUAUGGGACAAAAUAGAAAUUGAAAGGUUAAAGCCGUCUUUUAGUCAAACUGUUAUUUUUCAACAGUUAGAAUUGCAAAAAAAAGAAAAAUGUGAAAUUCCUGGCACUGGUAAGCUCUCCUCUUUUAUUAGUAUUAGUCCAGAUACAAACAUUUUAAAUCGGAUUUUAGCCAUGAAGUCAUCAUUGUCUAUACACACUCCUGAUGAUUCUCCAAGUUUCUCUUUUUUUCAAUAUGAUUCGCAAAUUCCAGAGCAAGAGUUAACAUGCUUAACAAUUCAAAACAUUUUAUCUAUGUCUCCUAAACAUAUAUCUGCUUUUUUGAAGACAUUGCGGGAUAACUCGGUUGAGAUAAUUGGUUUAAGAACAGGAUUCAUAAUAAAUGAUAUGAAAUCGCAUCUCAUGCUUUCAAUUUGUAUAAAUGAAGUCAGUUCAACUACAUUGCAAAAGGGACGAAUGAUUUUAGCUAAUUGUGAAGAACUUAAAAAAAUUAAUUUCAAUUUUCACGCAGAUCAUUUCCUGUUUAAUAAUAAUGAAGACCCUAUAAUUAAUUUUCCUGUUGGCAGUAAGAUGGCUUUUCAACUGGUUGUUCAAUGGUUUGGACCACAUUAUAAAGAUCAUGAUGAAGCUUUUAUAGCCAUUAAUGAAUAUAAAAUGGUUUCUUCUCAAAUUAAAGAUAAAAAAUGGAGUUUAGAAACAUCAAGUCUUUCUCUUUUAGCAACCUGCUUUAGUUUUUCUUGUUUGCUUGUUUCGUCUAGUGUUCCCACUUCAUUUUUAGCAUUUAUUAUUAGUUUCUCUGAGAGGAGGGGACUGCAACUUAAAUCAAUGUGUAAACUUUGUAUUUCACUAAAAGAGCAGCAUGCAUGGAAAAUAAUUCCUGAUCUAAACAACAAAACUUACUCAAGCGUUAAUGAGAAGCAUACUUUAUUAGUUUUUUAUGGAAGGAGCUGCUCAUACCGUUUACUUGGAAUUGUUAAGAAGUUAUGCAAUAUAUUAAUGAAACCCACAACCGGAGAUAGUCUGCAACUGCUGUGCACUGACAAGUUUUUUAAAUAUAAUGAAUUACGUAAAAGAUGCGAAUCUUAUUUACUUUCCCAUUCAACUAAUGAUAUGAUUGUGCCUUUAUAUUUUAAUGAACAUACCGAUGCUUUAUUGAAAACAUCAGAACUGCUACCUAAUCCAUCUUCACUUGUUGACUUUGGAGAUAUUUUGUUCAAAGCUAGGUUGAAUCUAUAUACUCCAGAAGUCAGUCUAAUUGCUUUAUUAGUUUACGGUACAAGCCUUGUUAGACAAAUGUCUGUUUUUUUCAGAAUUGUUUUCGGAGAUUUAUUUUUUGAUUGCAUAAACGCAUGGCGCCAAGCUUCUCAAUGUUCCUCAAUGAAAGUUUUAUAUGCUCCUACUUUAGAAUGGCUUGGACUAAAAUAUAUUUCCAAACUUUCAGCAAUCCAAGUCAAUGACUUUAUCAUUUACGAACCAUUUAGCACUAAAUGGAAAACAGAAACAACAAAAAUGAUAGGAAAAGAAGCUAAUCUUGUGAUAUUUAGAGCUGUUGACAAGCGUGAAGUUACGCGGUUAAUGGCAAAACUAGAAGAUUUUAUGAUUGAAUUAAAGUCAGAUAAAAACCAUUCUGAUAUUAUUCUACAUUCUGAUGCAGAAUAUGUGACUCAAAUAAUGUAUAAAUAUUUUAAUGACCAUGAAAUUUAUGGUGAUAGUUUAGCCAACCAAUCGUAUAAUUAUUAUAUACCAAAAGAUGAGAAUUUAUUUAGUUUGUCAAAAAUGUUUAAUCCUAACGCUGAAUAUAGUUUUGUUUCUUUAGAGUAUGUUUCUAAACUAGAAUUUAACAAAUUGUAUGAUUUUCUACCUAAUUGUGACAAAGUAUAUAAAGUAGAGUUUAAUAAAGCUCCCUUACUUGUCCAAUUAGUUUUACAAAAUGAACAAUCCUAUGUUGGUUUUUCUGUGUUGUAUAAUACUGAACAUAUUUUAGCCAUCUCUAAAUCCCUUACAAGAAUUGUGAAUAUGGGUUUUCAAAUAUGCGCAUUAAAAUUUCCUGUGUUUGAUCACGGAGAUUUCUGGAUGCGUUUAGUUUUUAAGCGAUCUAAUGCUAUUUUUUUAUUAAGCAAACUUUUACUUGAACUAAGGAGUUCGUACCAAAGCUUGGUGUGGAGUGUUACAGAAACUGAAGAGGAUUUGAUAUGUUUUAUUGAAAAUAACUUUAAGCAGAAUUUGAACUCUGGAGGGAUUUUUUAUUCCAACUAUUUUUCUUAUGUCCAUAAAUUGCAUUUUGAGGGAGAAACUAUCUUUUAUGGCCGACAAUCUCGGGAAAUAGACUGGGAUCCUGAAUGCUCAAAGACUAACAAUGAAUUUUUCAUGAAAUGUGAGCCGGCAUACACCCAGUCAUUUUUAUCUUUACCUUCAACAAAAACAGAUCAAUUUACAGUGAUCAUACUUACUAGACCUAUUAUGUCAGGUAUUUUUUGUGGAAAAAGGUAUCCAUCAAAAAGCGUAUUUCCUGAACUAUGGCAUUUGUUAGAGUCACUUUCUUACCGAGCAGUAGCAAUGAGAAUGACAAGUCUUAGUGAUGAAUUUGCAAAUAUGAUCGUUGAAAGUUUUGGAUUAGAUAAUAAAAAGGCAAAAUUAAUGAAAUCUUUUUUAAUGGAUAAACAACACCCUAUUUUGGCUGUUGUAAUGGUUGGGUCUUGUAUUUUAUCAAAUUUCUUCAUAACAUUACAAAGAAAUCUUGAUGAUGAAGCUAUUCAAUGUUUAAAAGAUUUUUCUUUGAUUUCACAAUCAACUUUGCAGGCUGAAUUUCUUUUGCUGUUAUUAUUUGAUCAAGUUUUACCGAAUUCAAAGUUUCAAAUACGAACUUGUGUUGUUUGAUGUUUUUUUUUUUUUUGUUUUUUUGUUUUUUGCAGAAUAAUAUUUAUGUGUCAACAUUUUUAAUUUUAUAACAAUGUUUGCGUUUUUUAAUGUUAUCUAUCAGUUACAUUUUUCAUUUCA